GCCACCGACACGCCGUUUGGAGACGGAGAAAAGGUGCAUUCGAGCGAUUUGAUUCAGAAGCAAGAUUAUCUCUUUAUUUGAGCAGGGGGAGACAGCAGAGUUUUGAACAAGGUAUGGAGGCCUCAGGCUGGCUGAGUGGAGAAGAGGCCCCUGGUGCCCACGCCUAUGAGGUGAUGGUGGUCCAGAACACCACAGCUCCUCACAACUACCCUUUUGCAGACGUCGCCCUCUUGCAGACCUUCAAACCGCUCAUCAUCCCAUGUUAUGUUCUUGUGGUGCUGGUGGGCGUCUUUGGCAACUAUCUUCUGAUCUACGUCAUCUGUCGCACCAAAAAGAUGCACAAUGUUACCAACUUCUUCAUCGGCAACCUAGCCUUCUCAGACAUGUUGAUGUGUGUGACUUGUGUGCCGUUCACACUGGCCUAUGCCUUCAGCCCUCACGGGUGGACGUUUGGACGCUUUAUGUGCUACCUGGUGUUUCUGAUCCAACCCGUCACUGUAUACGUGUCUGUUUUCACCCUCACAGCAAUUGCUGUCGACAGGUACUACGCCACAGUUCACCCUUUGAAGAAGCGGACCUCAAUGGCGGCUUGCGCCUAUGUGCUCUCUGGAAUCUGGUUGCUUUCCUGCGUGCUAGUAGCUCCUGCUGUGGCCCACACAUAUCAUGUAGAGUUCAGAGAAGAGGGUUUGACCAUAUGUGAAGAGUUUUGGUUAGGUCAGGAAACCCAGCGACUGGUCUAUGCCUACAGCACGCUUCUACUCACCUACAUCCUGCCUUUAUCCGCGGUCUGUGUCUCUUACCUUUGUAUCUCUGUGAAACUCCGCAACUGUGUCGCCCCGGGACACCACACGCGAGACCAAGCCGAGGCCCAGCGCACUCGCAAACGCAAGAUAUUCAGGCUGGUUUCUCUGAUUGUGGCAGCGUUUGGUGUCUGCUGGCUGCCCAUCCACGUUUUUAACAUACUACGUGACAUUGAUAUCCGCCUUAUCAACAAGCGGCACUUUCUUUUGAUUCAGUUGUUAUGUCAUCUGUGCGCAAUGAGUUCAUCCUGCUGCAACCCAUUCCUGUACGCGUGGCUGCAUGAUCGUUUCCGCGCGGAGUUGCGCAAGAUGUUCACAUGCCAUCGUCGCAUCGGGAUACCUGCCGACCACUGCGGAACAGCGAGCGUGGUACUGUGACCAUCUCUGCAGCCAGAGAGCAUACUGUACAAAAACAUAUGAAGUGCAACUUUGUGACUGGAUCAUGGGCGGUGUUGUGCCGAAAUCGUAUUGCCUGCCAGAGUCGGACUCCCCACUACCUGAUUGGUCCUUAUCCUAAAGGCCACCACUAAACCCAGCCCUAACCUCAUUGGUCUCUAGCCCUAAAUCCCAUCCCUACAUCUACACCUAAACAUAAGUAUAGAGAGUCAAAAUGUCUAAGAGGGGGCUAGGAUGGAACUUCUCAAACACAGAAUAAGCAGAAUAAGUUAUUACAUUUUGAUUAAAGAUUACUAUGAAGACAACUAUAAUUUUAUUUUGAAUAACAUAUACUGGCAAAUUCACAAUAGGACCAGGAACGUAUUAAGGAAGCAAAUAGUCAAUUUUGACUUCAUGUUAACUUGUGCCACAAAUUUGUUCAAUGACUCGUUUUGCCAUUUGUUUUUCCACUGGAAAAUUAAUGUUUCAAAGAAGCCUUUUCACAUCCAUGAAUCAUCUAAGAGGAUUUCUGUGAUCAUUCAGUGAACUACAGAAAUGUGAAUGUGCAAUGCAACAAAUGAAAACUCUUGGGAUAAAUAAAGAUGUGCAUUUUGGAGGGAAGAUGCAAGUCAGACAUACCUAAAAAUCAAUGUUAAAUUUGCCAACUCUUUGAAGAAAAACAGAAACAAAAAAACAGAGCAAGAUUCUGUAACAAGCUCUUUGAGUUACUGCAUGCUAUUCUUUUAAA
Molecule: messenger RNA, 1923 nt
Organism: Xyrauchen texanus (razorback sucker)
Lineage: Eukaryota; Metazoa; Chordata; Actinopteri; Cypriniformes; Catostomidae
Product: prolactin-releasing peptide receptor-like
Exons: 3
Coding region: 114-1178 (354 amino acids)
Biological process (GO): G protein-coupled receptor signaling pathway
Cellular component (GO): neuron projection; plasma membrane
Molecular function (GO): neuropeptide binding; neuropeptide Y receptor activity
Source: RefSeq, a predicted model, not a curated record